GAUUCGUCAUGGAUAUGCACAUGUGGUCAACAAUGUUUACAAGGGAUGGGGUAGCUACGCAAUAGGGGGAAGCAUGAACCCAAGCAUUAAGAGCCAAGCCAAUUAUUUCUUUGCAAAAGGAGGAAGGAACGAGGUCACAUGGAAACAGGAGAGUGGUGAAGUGGAAGGGAAUUUCCAGUCAGUUAAAGAUGUAUUUGCGAACGGAGCAUGUUUCAAUGGAUCGGGUUCUGGUCGUGACGCCGUGCGGCCAAACUAUACGCCAGAGCAAGCGUUUCCAGUGGAAGAUGGACACAAGGUCAAGGAGUUAACAAAAAAUGCAGGUGUCUUAAAAUGUCCUACUUCUUCUACCUGCUGAUCACAAUACGUAGCUGAAGCAUUGGAGGUAAAAGUGAGAGAUUAAUUUUCUAGUAUUCUUUACUACUAGAAAAUAGCACCAUAUAACCUCUUUCUUGUAACUUUUCAAGAACAACAUAUUGAAGAAAGAUUUCAUCAUCUUUGAUGCUAUUUCAUUGUCUAAAUAUUUACUAAGUAGUAUUUAUAGAACUAGGCCUAAUAAGGCCUAAAAGAAUUGUAUUACACCCAUCAAGU
Capsicum annuum is the source of this 588-nucleotide messenger RNA. RefSeq names its product pectate lyase 3-like. The transcript has 2 exons. NCBI's taxonomy places the organism in Eukaryota, Viridiplantae, Streptophyta, Magnoliopsida, Solanales, Solanaceae. Gene Ontology annotation, molecular function: pectate lyase activity. The record is from RefSeq and is a predicted model, not a curated record. The annotation marks the transcript as partial.